Molecule: messenger RNA, 1845 nt
Organism: Diplodia corticola
Lineage: Eukaryota; Fungi; Ascomycota; Dothideomycetes; Botryosphaeriales; Botryosphaeriaceae
Product: carbon-nitrogen hydrolase
Exons: 1
Coding region: 1-1845 (614 amino acids)
Source: RefSeq, a predicted model, not a curated record
AUGCCCCGCGUCAUCCGCCUCGCCGCGGCCCAGAUGGGCGCAACCCAUUACAACGACCCGCGCUCCAAGACGCUGGACCGCAUGCUCGCCCUGCUGGACUCGGCAGCGACCAAAGGCGUCCAGUCGGUGCUCUUCCCGGAGACGGCCUUCACCACCUUCUUCCCGCGCCACCUGAUCAACGACCCGGCCGAGCUGGACUCCUUCUUCGAGCACGGCGACGUCACCACCCAGCCGCAGACACGCCCGCUGUUCGACCGCGCCCGCGACCUGCGUGUCGACAUCGCCGUGGGCUUCGCCGAAAAGACGGACGAGGGCGAGACGUUCAACGCCUGCAUCUACUUCCACGCCCGCUCCGGCUCCGUGCUGUCCAAGUACCGCAAAGUCCACCUCCCCGGCGACUUCGAGCCCUUCGCCGACCCGGACGCCACCAACCAGCUGGAGAAGCGCUACUUCAAGCCGGGCGACCUGGGCUUCAACGCCUUCCGCGUGCCGGACCUGGCCGAGGGCGGCCACGGCGACCGCGGCGACCGCGGCGACCCCAUCUUCGGCAUGAUGAUCUGCAACGACCGGCGCUGGGCCGAGAGCUGGCGGGUGCUGGGCCUGCAGGGCGUCGAGGUCGUGUACUGCGGCUACAACACGGCCGGCUUCGCGCCGCACCUGUGGGGGUCGGACAAGAGCAUGAGCCCGGACGACGCCCGCCGCAAGGCCCUCUUCCACCACAAGCUCGUCAUGCAGGCCCACAGCUACACCAACGCCUGCUUCUCCGUCAGCGCCGCCCGCUGCGGCCUGGACGACGGCCGCUACGACCUCAUCGGCGGCAGCUGCAUCACCGGCCCCGAGGGCGAGCUGCUGGCCGAGGCGACGACCGCCGACCAGGACGAGCUCGUCGUGGCCGACUGCGACCUCGACCAAUGCCGCCCGGGCAAGGAGCGCACCUUCGACUUUGCCCGCCACCGCCGCGUCGAGCACUACGCCCGCAUCACCGACCAGACCGGCGUCAUCGAGCCCCCCAAGCUGGCCCACUCCUCCUCCGACCCCCAGCAGCAGCCGCCGCCGCCAUCGACAACCAACGGCGCCGCGACACCCCCAACCAACAAGAAAAUCCGCAUCCUCCUCAUCAACCCCAACAGCACCAAAUCCAUGACCGACGCCUGCGUCUCCCUCUGCCAGGCCCAACUCCCGCCCGACGUCCUCCUCACAGGCUUCACCACGCCUCCCCCGGGCCCCUCCGCCGUCGAAGGCAACGUCGACAACAUCCUCUCCGCCGCGGCCGCCUUCCGCGCCGCGCUGCCGCUCGCCUCCGCGCACGACGCCGUGCUCGUCGCGUGCUACUCGGACCACGCGCUGAUCCGCAUGCUGCGCGAGGAGCUGCCCGCGCGGCAGCCGGUCGUGGGGAUCAUGGAGUCCUCGCUGUACUUCGCCGCGCGCGCGCUGGGCCAGCGCUUCGGCAUCGUCGCCGUCAGCGGCCGCUCGCGCGCCAUGCACGAGGACGCGGUGCGGCACUACGGGCUCGGGGGGUUCUGCGCGGGCGUCGAGAGCUGCGGGCUCGGCGUGCUGGACCUGCACGAGCUGGGCCAGGACGAGGUCGUCGGCCGCAUGUGCGGCGUGGCGCGGCGGCUGGUGGCGGCGGGCGCCGACGUGCUGGCGCUGGGCUGCGCGGGCAUGACGCCGUUGAAGGCCGCGGUCGAGGAGGCCGUCGGCGAGGACGUGCAGGUCGUGGAUGGCGUGUUGGCGGGCGUGCAGCAGUUGGCCGGCUUGGUGCGCAUGGGCGGCAGGACGGCCAAGGCGGGCAUGUAUCGGAGUUCGGCGGCUGGGAGGAAGGCCAGGGGCCAGGAUUGGUUGUGA